UGAAGCUGGGAACAGCUGGGGCUGCACCGCGGCCGGACGCGGGGUGGUGUACAGGGGGGUGUUGAUUUGCCUCAGUGAAAGGGAAGAUUGCUCGGAGGCCCAGCAACAGCUCCACGCAUGCGUACAGCGGAGCGGCUGGGAGCUAGCGGUCGGGUCGGGACAGGGGGCUGCCACUUCCCGGAAGGGGCGGGACCUUGCGUGCGGAGGCGCCGGAUUUGAAGUGCUCCCGGGAGGUUUCCGCGUCUGGGUGCUACGACCUAUACGCAGGGCUUUGCGUGGGAAAGGCAAGAGGACGUUUUCAUUUUCUUUUUACGUUAUCUUUUUUUGGGAGAAGAUUAAAUUCAGAAACUUGGAAGCAGCUAGUUAGGAUUCAGGCCAAACUGGUAAAUGACGGAGGGGCGCCUUCCCAAGCCAAGGAGAAAGGGUUGUCUGGCCGAUAAUAACCAGAAUGGGAGUGAGUGACUUGUGGCAAAUUUUGGAGCCCGUUAAGCAACACAUCCACUUGAAUAAUCUUGGUGGGAAAACCAUUGCAGUUGAUCUGAGCCUCUGGGUAUGUGAAUCACAGACAGUCAAAAAAAUGAUUGGAACUGUCACGAAGCCCCACCUCAGGAACUUGUUUUUUCGUAUCUCACAUUUAACACUAAUGGAUGUAAAACUGGUAUUUGUUAUGGAAGGGGAACCCCCAAAGCUGAAAGCUGAUGUCAUAAACAAGAGGAAUCAAAUUCGGUAUGGGCCUUCUGCAAAAACAUGGUCUCAGAAAACAGGGAGAUCACAUUUUAAAUCAGUGUUAAGAGAGUGUCUUGAAUUGCUGGAAUGCUUAGGAAUUCCCUGGGUCCAAGCUGCUGGGGAAGCAGAAGCCAUGUGCGCUUACCUUGAUGCCAGUGGUUAUGUGGACGGCUGCCUCACCAAUGAUGGGGAUGCUUUCCUUUAUGGGGCCCGGACUGUUUAUAGGAAUUUCACUAUGAAUACCAAGGACCCCCACGUUGACUGUUAUACAAUGUCAUCUAUCAAGAGUAACCUAGGUUUGGAUAGAGAUGCUCUAGUUGGACUGGCAAUACUGCUUGGCUGUGAUUAUCUUCCAAAGGGCGUCCCUGGAGUUGGAAAAGAGCAAGCAUUAAAACUUAUACAGAUUUUGAAAGGGCAAAGUUUACUUCAGAGGUUUAUUCAAUGGAGUGAAGAAAAACCUUGUAACUCUAAUCAACAACCACUAGUUAUUAAAAAACUGGCUCAUUGCUCUGUGUGUUCCCAUCCAGGUUCACCUAAGGAUCAUGAACAUAAUGGAUGCAAAUUAUGUCAAACUGAUCGAUGUUGUGAACCACAUGAUUAUGAAUACUGUUGUCCCUGUGAAUGGCACCGAACAGAGCAGGACAGGCAACUGAUUACAAUAGAGAACAAUAUUAAGAAAAAAGCUUGCAGUUGUGAAGGAUUCCCAUUCCAUGAGGUUGUUCAAGAAUUUCUUUUGAACAAGGAUAAAUUGGUAAAGGCAAUCAGGUACCAAAGACCUGAUUUAUUAUUGUUUCAGAGAUUUACUCUUGAAAAAAUGGAUUGGCCCAAUCACUAUGCAUGUGAGAAAUUGUUGGUACUUUUGACCCACUAUGACAUGAUAGAAAGAAAAUUUGGUAGAAGACACUCUAAUCAACUACAGCCAAUUCGAAUUGUUAAAAACCGGAUCAGAAAUGGAGUUCAUUGCUUUGAAAUAGAGUGGGAAAAGCCUGAACAUUAUGCUAUAGAAGAUAAACAUGGAGAAUUAGUUCUACAAACAAUAGAAGAAGAAUCAUUAUUUGAAGCAGCUUUUCCAGAGAUUGUUGCUGUUUACCACAAACAAAAGUUAGAAAUUAAAGAGAAGAAAAAGAAAAGCAUGAAAACUAAGCCUAAAGAAAAUAAUUUGCCACAAACAGAUGAGAUGAGUUUUCAGUCACUCAUAACUUUAAAACCCACAUGUGAAAUCUCUUCUAAACAGAAUUCCCAGUUAAAUUUGGAAAUUUUCCCUGAUUCGGCAUUACCCCAAGAAUCUAUUUCUGCGUCAUUGAAGAGCUUGCUUUUAUCUGAAGAUGCUCUCUGUAUGAAUACUCAAGAACAGUUAAUGUCUUCUUCAAAACCUUUGGCUUCACAGCAAAUUACAGCUGUCAGUAAAUCUCUAAUUUCAGAAUCUAGUCAACCAAAUAUCUCAUCCCAUAAUGUGUCGACGAUUGCUGAUCUACACUUGAGCAGCAUUGAUUGGGAGGGAACUUCUUUUAGUAAUUCUCCAGCUAUUCCAAGGAAUACUUGCUCUCAUGGCUUAAAAUCAGGACUUGAAACAGCCAUCCCUCAUAGCUUUAAACAUAUCCCAGGACAAUUGUCAUGUGACUCAGAAUGGUGCACCACAAAUAAAGUGUUCAGUUGGGAUCUUCAAAAGACUAAUCCUGAAGAGCAUCUGUGUUCUGGCAUUACUGACUUACAUAGUCAGGAUCUGCCUUUAAAGGAACGAAUACUUAUAAAAUCAUUACAUCCUCUGGGUAAAGUACAGCCAGACCUGAAAACUUUAUCUGUACGCACAGUAAAAGAAUCUUGUAAGGCUAGCAGUAGUUCUGAUUGUCCGUCACAUCUUUCAGAGGAUCUAGGAAUUUAUUUGCAAAAGGAAUCUAGGAACUCUAAAGUUCUAAAAGGAGACCAGCUGUUUCCAGAAAACUAUAAAGUGAAUACUUCUAUACCCUAUUCUGUCAAAAACAUGAUAGUAAAGGCCUCUGAUGCUAGAGUCGAGCCACCAACUACUUCUUUAGAUCAUAGUAGAAAUGUUGACUUGCAAACCACUCAGAAAAUUGUAAUGAAGAAAAGUGUUUGCCUUGACAGAUAUUCCUCUGAUGAAGAAAGUGCCCCAGUGUUUGGGAAAGCUAUGAAUGCAACUGAGAAAAUGAAGCAGAGUUUUCAGAAGCACAAACCAGCCCAAUUCAAGAAAAAUGAUGCUAACAAAUUGAGUAACCCCAAGAUACAUAUUAAAGAAACGGAACAGUAUGUCCAGACUUCUAAAACAGCUGUAAAUGAAGGAAACUAUUUCCCAGAUGCAGCCAAAGUUUCUCUGAGUUCCCUACAGUGUCAUAAGGAAAAAGAUGACUCUGGUACUUAUUUGGAUAGUCCUCUUCCUUUAUGUCAGAGAUUAAAACUGAGGUUCCAAAACACUUGAAAUUAAAAAUGUUUAAGUGUUAGUUAAUAUUCUGGUAUCAUCAGCAUUAGCAGAGGCAGAAGGAAGGUGUCUAAUUAAUGUUUGGCAGAAAAAUGUAAUGUAGUUUAUAUGUCAGGAGAUACUUUUGCCAUUUUAAUCAA
This is a messenger RNA of Myotis lucifugus (little brown bat), 3300 nucleotides long. It is a transcript of the gene GEN1, whose product is annotated as GEN1, Holliday junction 5' flap endonuclease. The record is from RefSeq and is a predicted model, not a curated record. NCBI's taxonomy places the organism in Eukaryota, Metazoa, Chordata, Mammalia, Chiroptera, Vespertilionidae. Gene Ontology annotation, molecular function: 5'-flap endonuclease activity; four-way junction DNA binding.